Molecule: messenger RNA, 552 nt
Organism: Prorocentrum cordatum
Lineage: Eukaryota; Dinophyceae; Prorocentrales; Prorocentraceae
Source: the annotation of a GenBank genome assembly
AUGGCCAAGGCCAAGCAGGAUGUCAAGGAUGAGUACAAGAACUACUCCAAGGGCAGGGACGCCGAGUGGAUCGCGAAGUUCAAGAAGUACGGCGCGACCCGUGUUGAUCCCCAGACUGGAGAAUAUCUGUAUCGACGCAUCGAACUGCAGGGUUCGGAUAUACUGUUACAUGAGCAGGAGCUGGCCACCACCAACACCACGGGCAACGCCCCGAUGGACAAGUGCACCCCCGUUAAGUACAAGCGCAGCGCUGGUGGCAUGAAGUCCUCGGGCUCGAAGGACAAGGCGGCGCCACAGCCCGCGGCACCGAGCGGGGAGUGCAGCAAGGUGCUCGGCGAGUCGACGCGGCUCGACGCCCUCCUCUCUGGAAUCGACGUGGACGAGAUCCCGUGGAUGAAGCCCUUCAAGGCCCAGGUCGAGAACUCCAUCAAGGCACUGAACACGGUCAAGGUUGCUAUGACGGCGACGCUGCAGGGAAAGCCACCCAAAGACCUGGACAUGGCCAGCAUGAAUGACAAGAUCGACGAGGACGUGAUGAAGAUGGCGUGGUGA